Molecule: messenger RNA, 876 nt
Organism: Aspergillus campestris IBT 28561
Lineage: Eukaryota; Fungi; Ascomycota; Eurotiomycetes; Eurotiales; Aspergillaceae
Product: enoyl-CoA hydratase/isomerase family protein
Exons: 5
Coding region: 1-876 (291 amino acids)
Biological process (GO): fatty acid beta-oxidation
Cellular component (GO): peroxisomal matrix
Source: RefSeq, a predicted model, not a curated record
AUGGCUUCGACGUACAAAAACAUCAGCUUUGAGAUCCGCGAUAAGAUUGGGAUUAUCAAGCUGAACAGACCGAAGCUGUUGAACUCCUGGGAUGAUGCUGUCGUCGCGGAUAUGGUUGGUGCCUUUCGGGAGCUCGACGAGCACCCGCAUACGGUCUUUACUGUUUUGACGGGUGAAGGGCGGUUCUUCUCUGCCGGGGCUGAUGUUCGAGGGAAAGGAAAGGAAUGCCUAACAAGCAGUACAGCUGGUAUCCCUUCUCUACCUGCGGAGGCUACCGCAGCGGAGACAAAGCUCUUCUUCAUGAACAAAUUCUCAACCACCGUCGAACUCUUCCGCUCCAUGAUCGACCACAAAAAAGUCUUCGUCCUCGCCAUGAACGGCCCCGCAGUCGGCGGCGGCGCCGCCUGGUUCAACGGCAUCGCAGACAUCGUGCUAGCCGCCUCAAACACCUACAUUCAGAUCCCCUUCAGCUCUCUCGGCCUGGUGCCCGAGUACGGGAGUGCCAACACCUUUGCGCAAAGCAUGGGCGUGCGCCGCGCGAACGACCUCCUGAUGUUCGGGCGCAAGUGCCCGGUCGAAGAGCUGCAGGCGUGCGGGCUGGUGAACCGCGUCUUCCCCGUGGACGGGUUCCAGGAGCAUGUUGGGAAGUUCUUGGAGGAGCAGCUUGCCGCGAAUGACGGGAAGAGUAUGAUGGAGGUGAAGCGGUUGCAGAAUGCGCCGCUUAGGUCGGACCGCUUGCUUGCGGUUUAUGAGGCUACGCAUGCGCUGGCGGAGAGGUUCGUCGAUGGGACGCCUUAUGAGCGGUUUCGCGCUAGAAGGGAGCAGCUGAUUGCUGCGAGUAAGAAACGCGAGGGGAAACCCAAGGCUUCGCUGUGA